AUAUUUUGCAAUGGCACAGCUAUCUUUUUGCGCGAACACCAUAACCAUAUGUAUUCGGUGAUUACGUACUACAUGUCUCAAAUAUGUAUUAGGAUUCCCGUAUCGAUGGUUAUUUCAAUGGUUUUCAUAUCAAUUGUGUAUUUCAUGGCCGGUUUGAAUCCCGAUUCCGAGGCGUUUGCCAUUUGUGUUGGAAAUAAUAUGUUAUUACUUAUUGCCGGCGGGGCCCUAGUUCAAUUCCCCAUUGGUUAAUAUGGAUGAAAUAUCUAGCUAUUAAUCAUUAUGGUUACGAAACUUUUAUGGUCAGUCAAUGGCGAGGCAUUGAUUAUAUACCAUGCUACAAUAAUAGCCAAUCGGUGGGACAUUGUUUUAGCAAUGGUUCGAGCGUG
This is a messenger RNA of Medioppia subpectinata, 386 nucleotides long. Lineage: Eukaryota; Metazoa; Arthropoda; Arachnida; Sarcoptiformes; Oppiidae. The record is from the annotation of a GenBank genome assembly.